AUGCAGUUGACCAUAAAAAAAAUCCACAACAAUCCUAUUUUUCAUACUUUCUCCAUAAUUGAUCUUACUCCACCUUACUUGUUACAAAACACGUCCUUCCUCUUUUUUCCCUAUCCAGGCUCAAGUAGUUGCGGUUUGCGCUUCCCCGUUCAUGCCAUUAGCAGCAGUAUAAGGGUCGGCAUUGGCCGCAGCAAGCCAGCUGCUGAUGACCUAGCUAUUAGGUCUACAUCCGACCCAACUGGUGAGAACAAUAUCAUGGCCUUACAUGCAGACCUAGGAGGUGAUUAUAGAGCUAAUGAAGAGGAUCAUUCCAGUCAAAACAACUUCCUUUUGGACCCAGAUGUGCUCACCGAUGAGCCCACCCAAGCUCUCACCCUGGCUGUUUUAGUGAGCUUCACGCCUUCAGAGAUUAAAUAUGAUUGA
Messenger RNA from Protopolystoma xenopodis, 423 nucleotides. Lineage: Eukaryota; Metazoa; Platyhelminthes; Monogenea; Polystomatidea; Polystomatidae. The record is from the annotation of a GenBank genome assembly.